GCAUAUAGGAUAAUAAAUAUAAUUAACACAUUUAAUAACUAGUAUAUAAAUUUAUGACAGAAAACAAAAUCUUAUCGAAUGUUUUAUCUAAAAUAAUUAGUGUUGCAAAUGAAAAUCAUCAGUUUAUAUACUAGAGAUUUACUUGUUCUGACUGAAAUUCGAAAAUUCGUAAUAGAUAUUAAAGUUCAUCAAUAAUGUUUUCAAAGUUUGACUAUUAAUGAAAAAUGCAAAUAUAACACUUACUGUCAAUGGAAUAUGAAAUGUAUCUGUACGAUAUUUCAAAAACAUUGAUGUGAUUGUAGUAGGGGAUAUAAAAAUUCAUAAACUUAGAGAUAUUGCGAUUGCUAGAAAAAGAUGUAUCAGUGAUCCAAUUAAUGAAGAAUAUAAAUUCACUGCUUAUCGUGACAGAAAGGAAAUGUCAUUACAAGAAAUGUUAAUAUUAUCUAUGCACAUCACUCUUGAGAAUGUACCAAUGAUCAAGGCGAAGACAAUCAAACUCGUUGAAGAUAAGAACAAUACCUCAGUAAAGAAACUUGUUUCUCCACUGCUUUUAGACAUUUUAAAUAAUUUGUCUUUGGUGGAAGCUGAUGUUAAUAUAUUCGAAUCGCCAAGCAAAUUCGGUUAUAGAUAUUUCUGAAGAUGUCACUGUUUUAGAAUCAAGUAUGAUGAAAAUAAGUGAAAGCAUCAUUGACUAUUGAAUAUGGAUAGUUGACAAACGGAGAAAGAGACAACUUAAACCAACAUCUAAAAUUUACAACAACCAGUGGUUUCGUUUUAUCUUGUGAAAAAAGAAACAAAUACAUAACUGGACAUCGAUUUUACAGGAAUUUCAAUUACCUACAGUUUUAGAGAAAUGUACUUCCGAGGAAUCUUGAAUAUUGUUAAAAAAUACUAUUAAAGUUCAGGAAAAUACCAUGAUUAUUAACGUUAAGAGCAAUGAAUUUAAGUGGUUGCAACAAGUGCAAACUAUACUUAUCAGGAAUGAAAAAUAGAAUAUCAAUAAUACGAGCGGCAUAUUUGUUGAAGAAGGAAAAUUCUAAUCUGGUCUUCAUUCUAGAAUUCAUUAAUUGUUUACAAAAUAAACCUGACUGAGACGUCUUCUGAGUUGAUUUACUUCGAGAUCUUAAAGUUUUCUUUAACUUUAAGACUUUACUCUUAUAUUUAUAUCAGCUACUUCCACCUCGCAAGUCCAAACUUACUUAUCACGCCAUUAUUAAUCAAUUGAGAUUUAAGUACGAUACGUUGAGUUGAAAAGCCAAUUACAAAGGAUUAUUAAAAUGAAGAUCUUGUUGUUUUUCAUUAUACAUCAUUGAAUUUUAAAGAUGUAAUGUUGUAAAUGAGUAAAAUAGCACCAGACGUAAAAACAAAACAAAAAAGAUUUAGAUAACCUAUUUGGAUUUGAAUACAGCGGAAUCACCAUUAAUAGUCAUCGUAUUAUGGGAGUUAACCGCAAUAGAUGUUUAUCAAAUUUUUGUCAGUUGGACUAAACUUUUUCUUGGACUGUACCUGAAAGUUGGAGUUUAGAGGAUACAGCAACUCUACUAAAUGCAGAGGCAGAAACUCGCAUUCUCUCGUGCGAUCUCAUCUUCGGUACGAGCGUGACAUGAAUCAAGUUAGCUUUGGGAAACUCCUGAAGAUCGAUGACGUAGCUUAAUCCUAGCCGAUUAGCGUCAGUCUUAUCGAUUACAUUACAAAGAGCGGUACAUACUCCUGGUAUUCUUGAAUAUUUGGCGAUAAACGAUUAAAUGGAUAAUAUAUUUUCUUUGAACAAUAUUUAUUUAAGAUGUUAUUUUCUUCUUACUUUCUUUGCUACGACGUAUGCAGCUCCAGGAGUUUUAGGAUCGUUUGCCGGUAGUAGUUCCGCUGCAUUCAGUAGUGCUUCAGCUAGUGCACAUGCAGGUUCUGUUGCAAGUGCAAUCAGUUCUGCAAAUGCUUUCACUGGUGGUGCUUUUCCUUCGAAAAAUCCUGAUGGAACAUAUGGAUUAACUCACCAGCAAGGCAUUUCUGCUGGGUCUGGAAGCUAUAUAGAACUUGGAAAUAUUAAUCCAGAUUCUAAUAAGUCUGGAUUAUCUCAUCAAGUCUCUGGUACUAAAGGAAGUUACAAUAAUAAGUCUCAAAUACCAUGUUCCGGAUGUUCAAAUAAUAAAGAAAAAUGGGAAUUAGAUAAUUAUGAUGACCAAUCUGAAGAAAAGGAAGAAGAAUGGCAAGAAGGGGAACAAGAUGAUUGUGAUGAUGGCCAAUACAGACUUGAACAUCAUUAUCACCAUCAUAAAAGUGGAGUAGAUAAGAAACAAGAAGAACAAACCAUGUCAAGCAUACAUAAAAUAGAAAAUACCAAUCAAUAUAAUUACAAUCAAGCUAAUAAUAAAGGUGGAUAUACAACCAGUGGUACCAAAGGACAGGGAAAUCUCAAUGAUAGAACAUACAAUAAUUAUGGUAAUCUUGGACAUGUUGGAGCAAAUAAUCAAAAUUUAAAUAAUAAUUAUGAUGCUUAUCAACAUAAUACCGGUGCUUUGAAAGAUUCUUUGCAUCCUUCUUCAAGUUGGACUGAUAUAAAUAAAAAGAAAGAAAAUGAAAAUAAAAAUUUAGGCAUUCCAGGAGUUCUAACAUCUACUUCAACUAUAGAUAAUAAAUAUGGAAAUACAAAUAAAGAUACAGUUGGUGGUAUAACAUCUAGCCAACCAAAUUUAGGUUGGACAAGUGAUACUUAUGCAGGUUGUUCUAAUACUGGAUCUGGAUCUGGAACAAAUUGUGCAAAAAGUACAGGUGCCUCUAACUCUAAUCAAGCACCUGUUAAAAUAAUCCAAUCAGAUCUUAAAAAAACUACUAAUCGUUCAAUGUCAGAAGGAAAUAGAGCUACUACAGCAUGUAACAAUUUACAUGGAAACUGUGGUAAUAGUAUAACAGGUGAAGAGACACAAUACCAAUCUACAUCUGUAGAUAGUACAAAUUAUUUGCAGAAUGGAUACACUGAUAGUACACGAAAAGAAAAUAAACCAAAUUUAUAUAAUCAACAAAAUACAGGACAAUGGAAAGAUCACGCUAAUAAAGAUAAUUCACCGAAUGGAGUUGUUGGUAAUGUGGGUGUAGGAUCAGGUUGUACUCCUGGAGUCUCUUCUGCUGCUUGUUCAAGUGAACCAUCAACUUUGCAAAAAAACACACCUAUUCCUACUCAAAUAUAUGGAACUGUUGGUAGUGGACCUGGUAAUGUGCAUGUAGGAAACAAACCACAUUCAUAUGAUCAACAAAAUACAGGACAAUGGAAAGAUCACGCUAAUAAAGAUAAUUCUCCAAGUGGAGUUGUUGGUAAUGUGGGUGUUGGAUCAGGUUGUACACCUGGAGUCUCUUCUCCCGCUUGUUCAAAUGAACCAUCAACUUUGCAAAAGAACACACCUAUUCCUACUCAAAUAUAUGGAACUGUUGUUAGUGGACCUGGUAAUGUAAAUGUAGGAAACAAACCACAUUCAUAUGAUCAACAAAAUACAGGACAAUGGAAAGAUCACGCUAAUAAAGAUAAUUCUCCAAGUGGAGUUGUUGGUAAUGUGGGUGUUGGAUCAGGUUGUACACCUGGAGUCUCUUCUCCCGCUUGUUCAAGUGAACCAUCAACUUUACAAAAAAACACACCUAUUCCUACUCAAAUAUAUGGAACUGUUGGUAGUGGACCUGGUAAUGUGCAUGUAGGAAACAAACCAUAUUCAUAUGAUCAACAAAAUACAGGACAAUGGAAAGAUCACGCUAAUAAAGAUAAUUCACCGAGUGGAGUUGUUGGUAAUGUGGGUGUAGGAUCAGGUUGUACUCCUGGAGUCUCUUCUGCUGCUUGUUCAAGUGAACCAUCAACUUUGCAAAAAAACAUACCUAUUCCUACUCAAAUAUAUGGAACUGUUGGUAGUGGACCUGGUAAUGUACAUGCAGGAAACAAACCACAUUCAUAUAAUCAACCAAAUACAGGACAAUGGAAAGAUCACGCUAAUAAAGAUAAUUCUCCAAGUGGAGUUGUUGGUAAUGUGGGUGUUGGAUCAGGUUGUACACCUGGAGUCUCUUCUCCCGCUUGUUCAAGUGAACCAUCAACUUUGCAAAAAAACACACCUAUUCCUACUCAAAUAUAUGGAACUGUUGGUAGUGGACCUGGUAAUGUACAUGCAGGAAACAAACCACAUUCAUAUAAUCAACCAAAUACAGGACAAUGGAAAGAUCACGCUAAUAAAGAUAAUUCUCCAAGUGGAGUUGUUGGUAAUGUGGGUGUUGGAUCAGGUUGUACACCUGGAGUCUCUUCUCCCGCUUGUUCAAGUGAACCAUCAACUUUGCAAAAAAACACACCUAUUCCUACUCAAAUAUAUGGAACUGUUGGUAGUGGACCUGGUAAUGUACAUGCAGGAAACAAACCACAUUCAUAUAAUCAACAAAAUAUAGGACAAUGGAAAGAUCACGCUAAUAAAGAUAAUUCACCGAGUGGAGUUGUUGGUAAUGUGGGUGUUGGAUCAGGUUGUACACCUGGAGUCUCUUCUGCUGCUUGUUCAAGUGAACCAUCAACUUUGCAAAAAAACACACCUAUUCCUACUCAAAUAUAUGGAACUGUUGGUAGUGGACCUGGUAAUGUACAUGCAGGAAACAAACCACAUUCAUAUAAUCAACCAAAUACAGGACAAUGGAAAGAUCACGCUAAUAAAGAUAAUUCUCCAAGUGGAGUUGUUGGUAAUGUGGGUGUUGGAUCAGGUUGUACACCUGGAGUCUCUUCUCCCGCUUGUUCAAGUGAACCAUCAACUUUGCAAAAGAACACACCUAUUCCUACUCAAAUAUAUGGAACUGUUGGUAGUGGACCUGGUAAUGUACAUGCAGGAAACAAACCACAUUCAUAUAAUCAACCAAAUACAGGACAAUGGAAAGAUCACGCUAAUAAAGAUAAUUCUCCAAGUGGAGUUGUUGGUAAUGUGGGUGUUGGAUCAGGUUGUACACCUGGAGUCUCUUCUCCCGCUUGUUCAAGUGAACCAUCAACUUUACAAAAAAACACACCUAUUCCUACUCAAAUAUAUGGAACUGUUGGUAGUGGACCUGGUAAUGUGCAUGUAGGAAACAAACCACAUUCAUAUGAUCAACAAAAUACAGGACAAUGGAAAGAUCACGCUAAUAAAGAUAAUUCACCGAGUGGAGUUGUUGGUAAUGUGGGUGUAGGAUCAGGUUGUACUCCUGGAGUCUCUUCUGCUGCUUGUUCAAGUGAACCAUCAACUUUGCAAAAAAACAUACCUAUUCCUACUCAAAUAUAUGGAACUGUUGGUAGUGGACCUGGUAAUGUAAAUGUAGGAAACAAACCACAUUCAUAUGAUCAACAAAAUACAGGACAAUGGAAAGAUCACGCUAAUAAAGAUAAUUCUCCAAGUGGAGUUGUUGGUAAUGUGGGUGUUGGAUCAGGUUGUACUCCUGGAGUCUCUUCUGCUGCUUGUUCAAGUGAACCAUCAACUUUGCAAAAAAACAUACCUAUUCCUACUGAAAUAUAUGGAACUGUUGGUAGUGGAUCUGGUAAUGUACAUGUAGGAAACAAACCACAUUCAUAUGAUCAACAAAAUACAGGACAAUGGAAAGAUCACGCUGAUAAAGGUAAUUCACCGAAUGGAGUUGCUGGUAAUGUGGGUGUAGGAUCCGGUUGUACUCCUGGAAUAUCCUUAUCUUCUUGUUCGAGUGAAAUACCAACUGUACAAAAGAACGUCCCAACUUUUUCUCAAACAUUUGGUACUACCGGUAGUGGAGCUUCUUAUCAAAAUAACAAAAAUUCUAACCAACCUAGUGGCUCAGGAAAUUGUGGUACUUUUGGUAGUAGCACAUGCAUAGGUAGCACAGGAUACCCCUUAGGAAGUUCUCAAACAACAGUUGGUGCUAUUGGAAAUGAGCACAAUAUUCAUGGACAAAGUGGUUCUGGAGAUAAAAAUUCUUAUAAAUGGAAUGGUACAAAUCCUUUCUUACAUGGAGGACAAGGCAAUCUGAGACCAGUUAUACAUACAACUAGUUCACCUAUAUUUAUUACGAACAGUCUUGAUGCAUUCGUUACAACUUCCAAACCUAUUGGUUUUGGUAAUCCUUUUCUAGAUGGUACCAUAAGUAAUACAUUCGGAACUCAACAUGAUAAACAUGAUGUAGAAGUAACUCCUAUUAAAAGUGAUGCUUUAAAUAAGCCUAUUGGUGUGGGAAAUCCAUUUCUAACGAACGGAAAUGGAGGGAGCAAAAGCAGUACUCCAAUGUAUUCUGGUGCAAGUAUAGGAAGCGUUUCAAGUAUCAGCAUUCUACCAUUAGUUACAACAACUAUUAAACCUAUUGGACAAAAUAAUCCAUUUUUGGAAGUAUCAGGUGGAAAUGUAGUAAACAAAUAUCCUCUUGGAGUACAUCCAAAUGUAGCUGAAAACAACAAAAAUGUACUCUCUGGAAGUGGAACUUCUGCAAAUAAAGAUUCAAUACAUUUUUCUAAAUCAGGAGUAGGAAUUACAUCUCCUGGAACUUAUUCAAAUACAAAUCGUGGAGUGAAGAGUAGUAAUCAGCAUAACAAAAUAUUUGGAAAUGUUGCAAUUAGUAAUGCGGGUUCUUCGAGUACCGGAAACAUUGAUACAGACAAAAGUACUGGACUCAAUAUUCCUAGUGCAUAUAAUAGUAAUAAUUCUGGUCAUGGUGUAAGUUCGUUGACAGGUACAGUUGGUAAUAACAAACCUUCUUACACACUUUCAACAUCUCCUGAAUUUUAUGAUUAUAAAAAUAUAUCACCAGAAACAAGUGGAAAUGGUGGUGCCACCAAUGACAAUAGAAAUUCUCCGUCCAAUUCUUUGAUUAAUGGAAAUAAUGCAAAUGGUCAAUUUAAUCCUCAAAUAACAAAUGCCGGAGCACAAUCAUUUGCAGGUGCUCAUGCCGGAAGUUUCGCUAGUUCUUUUAGUAGUUCUCAAGCUUCAAGUUCAAGUUCGAGUUUUGCCAGCAGUAAAUCUGGAUCAUAUACAGCUAAUGGAGAUCCGAAUAUUCUGCAUCAAUUGAACGGUAAUUGGCCGUUUGACAUUGCUAGAAGUGUGAGUGGAGCCAGUUCUUGGCCAUCCUUAAACGCAGGAUCGCACGCCUCUGCAUUUGCUAGCAGUAGUGUUGGCGGCUGGCCCGGAUCUGAACCGAUCAAUGUAAAAAGUUAAUAAAUUAAAUAUAAAAGCGCAAUUCAAAUAUGGAAGAAAGA
Messenger RNA from Vespa mandarinia (Asian giant hornet), 7192 nucleotides. RefSeq lists its product as uncharacterized. Lineage: Eukaryota; Metazoa; Arthropoda; Insecta; Hymenoptera; Vespidae. The record is from RefSeq and is a predicted model, not a curated record.